Molecule: messenger RNA, 1399 nt
Organism: Oryzias latipes (Japanese medaka)
Lineage: Eukaryota; Metazoa; Chordata; Actinopteri; Beloniformes; Adrianichthyidae
Source: RefSeq, a predicted model, not a curated record
CUGUGAUUGGCUGAGCUCUGAUCAUGUGAUCAUUAAUGAACAGCAGCCUGUGAUUGGCUGAGCCCUCAUCCUGACCCGACUGAUUAACUGGUUGGUGGUUGUGGUUCAUGUGAGGUUCAAACCUGCGGUGUCUCCCUCUGACGGUCAGACGCUGCCUCCUGCAGGCGGCUCUGCUCCUGAGUUUUACACUGAUGACCAAACGGACGCAGACAGCAGCUCAGACUGAACGGGACGGCCUGAACCGGAGGAACCAGAAAACCUCCUGUGACGGACAGCUGAGCUGUGUGGGCGGAGCCUGCCGGUCUCUGAAGAGCGGAUCCCUGCCGUGACCCCGUGACCCCCACAGAAGAUGGAUCAUUCCCGGCAAAAGAGGCUUCCAGGCCUUCAGGGACCCAAAUGCAGAACCGUUUAUACCAAACCCAGAUCUGUGGACAGACUCCGCCCCCACAGGUGCUCCUCACCUGCUGCCUCCUCCUCCUGGCUGCUGGUCUUCCCCACUUUUAUAGCAGGGGGGGGUUGUGCACUCACAGCCUUUCUGCAUGUCUAUGCACAUACGUGCACGCGCACACGUGCACGGCGCCGCCCAGCGAGCAGACCAGCUCAGACUUUGUCCCUGACAGGAAGCUGUUGUCCGGCCGCGUAACCACAGCCGAGGAGGAGCCGCACACCAGCAUGUCUUCCUCCCCGGUGACCCCGGAGUUCAACCCUCAGCCCCCCUCCUCUUCAUCUCCUGCUCCUCCUCUUCGCUCCCUCAGGAGUCCGGAGCUUCAGGCGGAGUUUCUCAAAGAGCGCCAAAACAAGUUCCAGUUCCACGAUGACAUCAGUUCCUCCACCGUCCCCCCAUCCCCCUCCUCCUCCUGCUCUUCCUCCCCCCGGAGCUCCUCCACCUCCCCCGACGGCAGACGGGCCCGUCUGUCUCUGUCCAGCCCGGAGCUUCUGACCGAGCUGAAAGAGUCCAGGACACGCCCCCUCAGACACGUCCCCCCCCAUGGGGGCAUGACCGUGGUGUUCUCUGGACGAGGUCGUGGCGCUCCACAGGUGUCAGGCUCCGCCCCCGCCGCUAAACCAACCAAUCCAAGGACCAGUCACUGACGGCUGGGACACGGUCUGAAACUGUGACACGCCACUCGACCUCACCGAACGCCAUGACAUCUGAAACUGGAAAGGCCCUCCCUCUGUUGAGGCCCCGGCCCUGCUGUCCUGUCUAGAGGCGUGUGUUGGUCCUGAUGGACGUCCUGAAAGACUUUCUGAUGACUCGCCGUGUUUUCUGUGAACACGCCGCGUAUUCAGGACAUCUAUUAGUCCACAAAACUGUUGUUUACGGCUAUAAACGGUUUGUAAGGAUGAUUAACGGAGACAGAAAAAAGACAGAAAUAAAGUUUAUCUAUGAAAAUCUAAA